AGCAGCGAGCUGGCUGGCACUUUAAUUAUGACAAAAUUUGCGUGAGUGAUAGUCAAAUGAUGCCGCAAGCACCGACGAUCGCUGAAGUGUUGGAGCGGGGAAAAGGUAAACAAGUAAAAAACCAACGACGCAGAGACAAUAAAUGGAAAAGAAAUUAUGAAAUGUGCUCAGAGUGUUACCACAAAUCAAAGCCAGUUGGCAGAAGCGAUGGCAGUCGGAGCAGCAGCAUCUUGAGGUAUCCGAAAACCCGUUUUCGGAGUGAUCUUCUGGCGGGUUGGCUUUGCGGCUGUCUGCCCCGCCGGAGUUCAUUUAGCUGCCAGCAGGCGAAGAGACCACAACGCUCCGUUUACCCCCAAAAAAAACAGAGCAAGAUGACCUCCCUCUGGCUGUUAAUAUCGAUGCUGGCCUUGGUUGGCAGCCAGGAGUACCAUUACCAUCGACCCCAGACUCCUUUCGGGGUGGAAACCUACCAUCACCAGGCUCAGUCAAAGCCACGUAUCCACAAGUUCGUGGUGGAGACCUUGGGUCGCACGUACGGCUUGGAAACGCAGCGGGCACCGGCCGUCUACGAGGAUCACCAGACCCAGAUUGUGCAGGCUGUGCACCAGCGUCAGGUGCCGCAGUAUCAGCAGUAUACCCAGUACCAGGCUCCCCAGCAGCAGUUGCACACCUCCAGCUACCAGAAUCCCCUGCUGGUCAGCACCAAUUACCAGGCGCCUCCUGUGUCCGCGCCUCCUCCAGUGCCCGCUCCUCCUCCGCAGCCCCUCAGCUACUACGCGCCACAGCAGCAGCAGCUGCAGCCUCAGCCUGCUCCCAUCCAGGCUGCCAACUACUACCCCCAACAGCAGCCAGCUCCGCAGCCACCAGCCACCUAUCUGCCUCCUCAGCAGCCUGCCCAGAAACUCUUCUUCGGCAAUCCCUUUCCCUAUGCCCCAGUCACCACAGGAUCGGGACAACAGGUCCUGGACGCAGGACACGGGUCUGGAGUGGCGCCCAAUGAGGUGCAGGCUCAGCUGCUGCAGGCCACGGGAUCGGCUCAGCCGGAAACCCGGGUGGGUGACCAUGUGGGCCAGUCGCAGAGCUCCAACCUAGAUGGCUACGACUACAAGCAGACCGUUGCCGGGGACACCAGGGACUACCAGCGGUUCGUCACGAGCUGCUCGGGAGGUGGAGGCUGCCAGCAGAGGGAGCUGAAUCCCGGCGAGGUAGAUGAGAGCCACCAGAGGGUCCUGCAGACUGUCAGGGCCUCCACCCAGGCGCGCGUCGAGGGCUGCUUUAAGAGCCCGGUGGUCUAUGUGCCAGCUGGAGCAGCUGUCAAUGCUCAGGGUCAACUGAGGCCCAGGAACCGACGCAUCUUCGAGCGCAAGGAGCAGAUCCUCUCCAGAUAUCCCUACAACUAAGUCCCGCCUCUCUAAACACUCACCGAACUUCACAUCGAAUUUAUUAGUUGUUAUGCUUAGUUGUCCGCUCGUUGAUUGUUGUAAAUAAAUCGACCGAAGAUUACU
Molecule: messenger RNA, 1505 nt
Organism: Drosophila biarmipes
Lineage: Eukaryota; Metazoa; Arthropoda; Insecta; Diptera; Drosophilidae
Exons: 2
Coding region: 57-1400 (447 amino acids)
Source: RefSeq, a predicted model, not a curated record